This is a messenger RNA of Homo sapiens (human), 3815 nucleotides long. RefSeq names its product protein tyrosine phosphatase non-receptor type 22 (gene PTPN22). Gene Ontology annotation, molecular function: non-membrane spanning protein tyrosine phosphatase activity; protein tyrosine phosphatase activity. Gene Ontology annotation, biological process: regulation of T cell receptor signaling pathway. The record is from RefSeq and is a predicted model, not a curated record. Gene Ontology annotation, cellular component: cytoplasm. NCBI's taxonomy places the organism in Eukaryota, Metazoa, Chordata, Mammalia, Primates, Hominidae. Bases 137 to 2284 code for a protein of 715 amino acids. The transcript is spliced from 17 exons.
GAAGUCAGUAAACCACAGCCUUCAGCAUGCUCUGCUCAGGCGGCAGCAGUGGCUUUUUGGAGGUGUCUCGGCCAUGACACACAUUUGACAUGCCCUCCCUCAACCUACUUAUAGACUAUUUUUCUUGCUCUGCAGCAUGGACCAAAGAGAAAUUCUGCAGAAGUUCCUGGAUGAGGCCCAAAGCAAGAAAAUUACUAAAGAGGAGUUUGCCAAUGAAUUUCUGAAGCUGAAAAGGCAAUCUACCAAGUACAAGGCAGACAAAACCUAUCCUACAACUGUGGCUGAGAAGCCCAAGAAUAUCAAGAAAAACAGAUAUAAGGAUAUUUUGCCCUAUGAUUAUAGCCGGGUAGAACUAUCCCUGAUAACCUCUGAUGAGGAUUCCAGCUACAUCAAUGCCAACUUCAUUAAGGGAGUUUAUGGACCCAAGGCUUAUAUUGCCACCCAGGGUCCUUUAUCUACAACCCUCCUGGACUUCUGGAGGAUGAUUUGGGAAUAUAGUGUCCUUAUCAUUGUUAUGGCAUGCAUGGAGUAUGAAAUGGGAAAGAAAAAGUGUGAGCGCUACUGGGCUGAGCCAGGAGAGAUGCAGCUGGAAUUUGGCCCUUUCUCUGUAUCCUGUGAAGCUGAAAAAAGGAAAUCUGAUUAUAUAAUCAGGACUCUAAAAGUUAAGUUCAAUAGUGAAACUCGAACUAUCUACCAGUUUCAUUACAAGAAUUGGCCAGACCAUGAUGUACCUUCAUCUAUAGACCCUAUUCUUGAGCUCAUCUGGGAUGUACGUUGUUACCAAGAGGAUGACAGUGUUCCCAUAUGCAUUCACUGCAGUGCUGGCUGUGGAAGGACUGGUGUUAUUUGUGCUAUUGAUUAUACAUGGAUGUUGCUAAAAGAUGGGAUAAUUCCUGAGAACUUCAGUGUUUUCAGUUUGAUCCGGGAAAUGCGGACACAGAGGCCUUCAUUAGUUCAAACGCAGGAACAAUAUGAACUGGUCUACAAUGCUGUAUUAGAACUAUUUAAGAGACAGAUGGAUGUUAUCAGAGAUAAACAUUCUGGAACAGAGAGUCAAGCAAAGCAUUGUAUUCCUGAGAAAAAUCACACUCUCCAAGCAGACUCUUAUUCUCCUAAUUUACCAAAAAGUACCACAAAAGCAGCAAAAAUGAUGAACCAACAAAGGACAAAAAUGGAAAUCAAAGAAUCUUCUUCCUUUGACUUUAGGACUUCUGAAAUAAGUGCAAAAGAAGAGCUAGUUUUGCACCCUGCUAAAUCAAGCACUUCUUUUGACUUUCUGGAGCUAAAUUACAGUUUUGACAAAAAUGCUGACACAACCAUGAAAUGGCAGACAAAGGCAUUUCCAAUAGUUGGGGAGCCUCUUCAGAAGCAUCAAAGUUUGGAUUUGGGCUCUCUUUUGUUUGAGGGAUGUUCUAAUUCUAAACCUGUAAAUGCAGCAGGAAGAUAUUUUAAUUCAAAGGUGCCAAUAACACGGACCAAAUCAACUCCUUUUGAAUUGAUACAGCAGAGAGAAACCAAGGAGGUGGACAGCAAGGAAAACUUUUCUUAUUUGGAAUCUCAACCACAUGAUUCUUGUUUUGUAGAGAUGCAGGCUCAAAAAGUAAUGCAUGUUUCUUCAGCAGAACUGAAUUAUUCACUGCCAUAUGACUCUAAACACCAAAUACGUAAUGCCUCUAAUGUAAAGCACCAUGACUCUAGUGCUCUUGGUGUAUAUUCUUACAUACCUUUAGUGGAAAAUCCUUAUUUUUCAUCAUGGCCUCCAAGUGGUACCAGUUCUAAGAUGUCUCUUGAUUUACCUGAGAAGCAAGAUGGAACUGUUUUUCCUUCUUCUCUGUUGCCAACAUCCUCUACAUCCCUCUUCUCUUAUUACAAUUCACAUGAUUCUUUAUCACUGAAUUCUCCAACCAAUAUUUCCUCACUAUUGAACCAGGAGUCAGCUGUACUAGCAACUGCUCCAAGGAUAGAUGAUGAAAUCCCCCCUCCACUUCCUGUAUGGACACCUGAAUCAUUUAUUGUGGUUGAGGAAGCUGGAGAAUUCUCACCAAAUGUUCCCAAAUCCUUAUCCUCAGCUGUGAAGGUAAAAAUUGGAACAUCACUGGAAUGGGGUGGAACAUCUGAACCAAAGAAAUUUGAUGACUCUGUGAUACUUAGACCAAGCAAGAGUGUAAAACUCCGAAGUCCUAAAUCAGACAGAGAGAAAAAAGGAGGGAAUUCCAGCAGCAGGGAUCAGCCUACCAAUGACUCAAAGGUAGAAAUGAGCAUGAUGUGUAUGGAGAAAUGGUGAGUAGGCUAUUUUUUUUUUGCAAUAGAUAUUCUAGUUUGUGAAAUACAGAAAAUAAAUUUGGGUAAAUAAGAUGUGGGGCAAGAUUCUGAAGGACUUAAAAAAGCUAGUCACAUGAAAUAUCCAGAAUAGACAGAUCCAUAAAGAUAGAAGCAGAUUAGUGAUUGCCAGGGGCUGGGGGAAAGAGGAAAAUAAGGAGUGAUGACUUAAUGGGUGCAGAGUUUCCUUCUAGGGUGAUAAAAAGUAUUCUGGAACUAAAUUGUGGUGAUGGUUGUACAAUACUGUGAAUGUGCUAAAUGUCACUAAUGGCAAAUCUUAUGUGUAUUUUACUACCCAAAGUUAGGCAGAGGAAUUUACACCCAAAGUUAGGCAGAGGAAUUUAGAUUUAAUGUAGUAAGUAACAGGCAUUAUGGGUUCUUUGUUAGGGGAGUAUUAAGAUGAAAUGGAAUUUUAGGGAAAUAAUUACUAGAAUACUGUUAACGAACAACUUUAGUUUUCAGAAUAUUCCCUAACAGCAAACUGGAAGAUGAUGAACUACUUCAGAGUAGUUAUUAAGUAUUUAUUAAAUGCCUACUGUAUGCCAGUUAUUUUAUUAGGUGCUAGAAAUAAGUACUACACUUGUGUGUAUUACCUAGCAUGUAAGAAAUAAGACAAUUUAUUGAUAAGACAAAUUCUAAGGACUAAACAAACCCAAUGACCAAUGACAUGUGAACCUCUUGUACUUUACUGCAUUUUCAUUUUCAAAAGGAAUUAAUAUAAUAGUAAUACUCAGCACCAUAUAAUUAAAUGCUUAUGUCAGUAGAAUACCAUCUGUAUCUUCAGAAAUUUACAUCAUGGGAAAAUAUGUCCAUUACUGAAAAUCUUCAUCAUGGAAAAUUUCAAACACACAUUUAAAACCUACCUUAUCACACCAAUAAAAUUAAUAAUAAUUCCUUAAUAGUAACUAAUAUCCAGACUGUUCAGUUUUCAAUUGUCUCAAAAAUGUCUUUUUACAGUUGGUUUAUUCAAAUCUGGAUUCAAACAAAAUCUAAGCAUUUCAUUUGAUUUGUAUGUUUGUCUUCUUAAAUCUGUCUUUUGAAAUCUGUAACAGUUCUCCCUUCUUUUUUUAAUAUUUUCUUUUUAAAUAUAUAACCGUUCUCCUUUCUAUACUUUUCACAUCAUUUAUUUGUUGAAGAGAGUGGGUCAUUUGUCUUAAAAGACUGCUUAGUCUUCUAGAUUUGGCUAAUUGUAUCACAAUGGUUUUAUUUAACAUCCUCUAUGCCCAAUAUUUCAUGCAAAAUGGGUGUUAGAUCUAGAAGCUUGAUUAUAUUCGGUUUCAGUGUCUUUGGGAGAAUACUUCUGAAGUGAGCUAUACAUUUUUGAUGAAUCAUAGGCUCAUAGGCUAACGAGGUAGAAAAACAAAGUUCUUGAGGCUCCAGUCAUUUUUCAGAUAAUAUUUUAUUUGGUGAUUGUCGGCUAAGAUUGAUUGAUUAAAAAAUUAUACAAAGAGAAAAGGGUGUUGACUUAUGACUUUUAAUUGAUGGAUUUCUCUGGU